GUCUCGCUCCCUACACGCGGCUGGGGGUUCGUCCCUCCUCUGUGACCCGCCUUCCCCGACAGCCUCGCCUCGGAGAUUCCGAGAGCCUAGAGGACAUGUGCCCGGUGCCAGUCAGAGUACAGACGCAAGAUAGAGAAUGUGAGAGGCUCUCUCCUGCUGUCUGAAGGGGUUCUGUCGCCCCUACAAGAGCUCCACUUUCUUUGGACAAGAUGCCUUUGGGACUUUCUGCAAGAAGAACCCGCUCCGAGGACGGAAGCGAGGUCUUCCUGGAAAGAAUGGCUGAUUGGGAGCUGAGCAGACUGCAGCAUCAAUGCAAACUGAUGGAGGGGGAAAGGCGGGCCUACAGCAAGGGAGUCCACCAGCGCAGCAACAAGCAACUUGAGGAGAUCCAGCGCCUGGAGGAGGCAUGGGACAAGCUUCAGGUCCAGAUCCGCGUCGCCCAGAGCCAGGUCAAGCGGCUGCGGGACAGUGAGAGGCUGCAGACCAUGGGCCACCUGCUGAAGUGCCAGGCCCAGGUGCAGGCCAAGGUGGGGGAGCUGCAGGAGCAGGCCAGAGCCCUGGACCAGCAGAUCCAGGAGUGGGAUACCCGGAUCUCUGCCCACGGCAAGGAUGCCACGACCCCGGGAUUCAUCCUGGACCAGAAGGUUAAGGUCCGGAGAAGGCUCAAGAUCCUAGAAGACCAGUUGGACAGGGUCACCUGUCGCUUUGAUGUCCAGUUGGCGCAGAAUGCUGCCCUGCGGGAGGAGCUGGAUCUCCUGAGGAUCGAGCGGAACUGCUAUCUGAAUGUGGAUCGCAAGUUUCAGAAGGAGCUCCACCAGCUGCGGCACACAGUCGGCGGCCUCAUGGUCUCCUCCACCUCUGCCUUCGCUGUCAGGGAGGAGGCAAAGAGCAAGACGGGCCUGCUGCGGGAAAGGGCGGAGCAGGAGGCGGCCCAGCAGCGGACCGAGGUGCAGCUCCUGCAGCGGCAGAUCGCGCACCUGGACCAGCUGCACCGCUUCCUCGAGCGCAAGGACCACCGGCAGCUCGACCCCGCCGUCGUGGAGAAGCGCGAGAAGCGGGCCCGGGAGGCGGCCCGGGGCCUCCGGAAGACCUCGCAAGAGGAGCUGCUGCCGCGCGACGAGGACGCCCUGAUCAAACUGUCCCGGCGGACCGGGGAGAGCGACCCCGGCCUGAUGGUGGAGAAGUACCUGGAGCUGGAGGACCGCAACUUCGCGGAGUUCAACUUCGUCAACGAGCAGAACUCGGGGCUGGAGCGCCUGCGGGAGGAGACCAGGGGGGUGCAGGAGGCCAAGGACAGGGCGCAGAGCAGCGAGGGGAGCCGGCGCUCGCGGCAAGCGCAGCAGCGAGCCGCCCUGCAGCAGCGCGUGGACGAGGUGCAUGCGGAGGCCAAGACCCUCGAGGGCCGCUUCCAGGACUUUCGGGGACAGUUGGAGAAGCUUAAGACCGAUAUCCAGCGGCUCUUCAUCAGGGUGCAGGGCGACACCACCACCAUCAACGACCUCCUGGGGGUCAAGACCUACAUGCGAGACCAGGAUGUAGGCCUCUUCCUGGGCCUCAUUGAGAAGCAGCUUGUGGAGCUCCUGGCGGUGCAGGCCUUCCUAGAUGCCCAGAGCGACUCUCCUGCCAGCUGGGCCGGUGCCGCCCUCCUAGUGCUGGGCCAGAGCCCUGAGGAAUUUCCAAAGAAGCUGACCCCACCUCAGCUCCCUGACCAUCUGGAUGACUCUGUGGGCUUUGAGGCCAGAGACGACUAUCCUAUGAGCAAGGAGGAGCUGCUGAUCCACAUGACGAAGCUGAGGAGCUGGACAGAGCCCCAAGUGUGGUCCUCUCCAGCCCGGAGGGCCAGCUCCAGCACACCCCCGAUGACCAGCAGGAGUCCCAGUAUUGUCCCAGGGUCCACCCUGAGCCACAGGAUGAGCGGCAUCCUGAUGUCCAGUGGAGGCCGUGCCACCAGCUCCAGUGUCAGCCAUGUCGCCUUCCCUGACCCCAGCUCCAGCACAGGCCGCGUGACCUUUGGCUCUGCCAAUGUCACUGAGGGACUGGUAUCCAGCUGGAGCUCAGCUGGGGGCCAUGUAACCUUCAGAUCCCUCAGCUCUGGUAGUUACUGGGGGUCCACUGGAUACUUGGGGUCCAGUGCAGGCCAAGAAAGCAUUAGCGGCACGGAGGGCAGAGGUGCCGGGUCACAAUCGAGUGGAGGCCUCGAGUCCAGCAUAGGCUGAGUCUCAAGUGCCGGCAGUGCCUCCAGCAUCGACCUGGGCUCCACCACCAGCAAAGGCGCCCAGGGCUACUGCCAGGGCCCAGCCUACCCGGCUCCUUGCAGAGCCUCCUCUGUGUCUCCACCCACCGAGUUCCCUGCGGCUUUCCAUCUUUCCCUCCCAGUUCCAGGCCCCUGCCUCCCUCUGCCCCUGCGUCUGUCUCCACCACCCUCCAUGUGCCCGCAUGGCUGUCUCCACCCGCUCCUCACCGCGUCCUCAUCUGUCUCCUGCCCCCUUCUCUCUGUUCCCAGCGUUCCUUUCGCCUCUGUCUCCCAAGCUCCUGUUCUCUCGGUUUUUCAUUCAGUGUGCGUGUGUGUCAUCUCCACGUCUGUGUCCCCAUCCCUGCUCUAACCUCUGUUUGUCCCCCGCCUCCUGGUUCUGCUUCUCUGUUUCUAAUUCCCCCUCUUCAUCCCCAUCUCCCAGACUCUCCUUGCAUCUCAGGUCCUGUCUCUGUAGCGCCUCCUUCCUCGCCCUCCCCCAAAACCCCCAGUUUUGACCAGUGGGGGAGGAAUCAGGCAAAGACUUCAGGGUCACCAUGAGCUGUGACCAUAGGAAAUAAAAGUUAGAGCCUGGCUUUGA
Molecule: messenger RNA, 2831 nt
Organism: Manis javanica (Malayan pangolin)
Lineage: Eukaryota; Metazoa; Chordata; Mammalia; Pholidota; Manidae
Source: RefSeq, a predicted model, not a curated record